UCGUUAUCUAGUGCGCAUCUCUUCGGGCGGCCUCGCUCUGCACAGGCGAGUGAUGGAGUUCCUCAAAUCAGUUAUAUAUGAUCUGAGACAGUACGGCGAAGAUCAAUGAAUCGCGCUCGUCGAAGCCAGGGAUUGCGUGACAAAAACUCAGGGAUUUACGAGUCACAAGGCGAAGAUACAUCUUACAGGCGGGCCUACACGAUCACAUCAAGUGUGUUCUCAACUUUUAGUCUAAAAUCAUACGACAUGAAUGAGACGAAGCGUCGUCUGACAAUGGCCAUAACCAUCCUUCUCCCUCUGACCCUCCUCACCGGGUACUUCGGCAUAAAUUUCGAAGUGAUGUGGUCCGUUAAUCUCCAUACCGACUUAUUAUUCUGGGAAACCGCAAUACCUGUCAUGACCGUCAUCAUCCCGUUUUUGUGGUCAGAUAUUAGGCGGAUGUUGCAUUACGUGCGGAAGAGAUAUGUAGAGGGGCAGUGCAAAGUGGGCUUUUGUUUUCUUUUGUCGGUUUGGAAGUUGUUUUGAAAAUUUUGUGACACCAUUUAGCUGGUUGGUCACCUUUAUACCUUUCUGUUGAUCUUUCUUACCGUUCUGGUUGAAAUGGGAAUUGCAAACAGCGGAAACUAUCAAUAGAGACCAUCCUCGAGGCGAACUUGGUGUGCUUCCCAGAGAGUUCACCGUAGAAUAGCAAGGCAUUGCAUUCCAGUCUCCACCUUUUACUGGUCACUACCUACCGUCACCUCUUGAACCCGGGCCCAUCCUGUCCGUCUACGAACAGAAGUAGAAACCAGACCGCAAUAAUGCCAGAGGAUCCUGAGCUCGUGCCUUGCCAGGUUAGCAUAGGGUUUUCAGAA
Pisolithus orientalis is the source of this 854-nucleotide messenger RNA. RefSeq lists its product as uncharacterized. NCBI's taxonomy places the organism in Eukaryota, Fungi, Basidiomycota, Agaricomycetes, Boletales, Pisolithaceae. The transcript is spliced from 7 exons. Gene Ontology annotation, molecular function: metal ion transmembrane transporter activity. Gene Ontology annotation, cellular component: membrane. Gene Ontology annotation, biological process: transmembrane transport; metal ion transport. The record is from RefSeq and is a predicted model, not a curated record. Bases 106 to 525 code for a protein of 139 amino acids.